GGCGCUCACGAUAAAUUCAUUCGAAUCUCAACAAAUCCAUACAAAAAGGACGUAACCAAAUUUUUUGUUAUUGUUUUUUUUGAUGAUUAUGUUAAUCAUCAUCAUCAAAAUCAGUUUGUUGAGUUGAUCAUGUCCACGAAAAAUAUUCCAUCAACCGGUUGUACAAAUUGUAAUCGUUUUCAAUCGAUAAUUGAUGAACAAAAAUCUAAAUUAAAUCUAUUGGAAACUCGAUUAAAAGAUUUAAUUCGUGCAUAUAAAUUAAUAACAAAAGAACGUGAUCAAUUACAACAAAAAAUAUCAUCAUCAUUAUCAACAUUAACGAUUAUUGAUAAUCAUGUUGAUCAUGAUCAACAACGACAACAACAACAAAAACGUAUUUCUGAAUUGGAACAAAAUGUUUGCCAUCUAAGUCGAUUAUGUGGUGAAUUAGAAACAGAUAGAAAACAUGAUCAAUUAAGGAUUAAAGAUCUUCAGGCGAAAUAUGAACAACUUUCGAAUGAAUCGGAAAAGAAUCGAACAAUAAAAUCAACGAUAAAUCAACCACCAAAACAAACAAUAGAAUCACGUGAUAAUUAUUGUCAAACAGAAAUAAUUUCCGAAAAAUUUGAACAAUCAACACAGACUGAAUCGCGAUUCGAUGUUGAUGAUCAAAAUGAAUCUUCAGUGGAUGUUAAACAAUUGGAUAAUACCAUGCCACAAUCAAAUACGAUCAUCAAUAAAAAUAAAAACGAAACAGCAAUAGUACAGCCAUUAAUGAGAAUCGAAUCAAAAUCAAAAUCCGAAUCAAGUGAUGGUUGUUCAUCAUCAAUAGUAUCGGCUAGUAGAAGAUCUUCAACGGCCAUCGAUCAUGAGUUUGAUUCGACAAAAAUUAUUACUUCUGAUCAUCAAUUUGGAUCAUCCGGAGCAACGCCGACAUCAAAUAUAUCAUUAUAUCAUCUGAAUGAAUUAGCGAGGAAAGAAUUAGAAUUAGCUGAUUAUCGUUUACGUUGUCGUGAAUAUGAAUGUUCUAUUCGUGAAUUACAAUGGAAUUAUUCAAAUGAUCGUUAUAAAUUUCAGGCAAGAAUAGCAGAUUUAGAAAAAUUGAAUAAAAAUUUGAUGGCAAAUAAUGAUAAUAAUCAACGAUUAAAAAAUCAUGAAGAUUCGAUUGGUGGUGUUAGUGGUCCAAAUAGUAACAAUAUCAAUGUUGCUUAUGUUAAAAAUGUAUUGAAUAAAUUAUUGAAAACAUCGGAUAAAAAUCAACAAAAAUUGAUGACCGAUGCAUUGAUUGUGGCAUUGGAUUCAAUGCAGACGAUGAACAAAUGAUGAAUUAUCAUUUUUAUUUUUAAAUAU
Molecule: messenger RNA, 1329 nt
Organism: Dermatophagoides pteronyssinus (European house dust mite)
Lineage: Eukaryota; Metazoa; Arthropoda; Arachnida; Sarcoptiformes; Pyroglyphidae
Source: RefSeq, a predicted model, not a curated record